GGUAUCUGACGGGGAGGAGCUGAACUUUCACACCGGGAAGUUUACGUUCACAUGUGGACGGUGUGUGUGUGUGUGUUUAACACGCAUCUAAUAACACAUCAGACAUCAUGUCAUCAAGCAAAGGGAAAGGCAAAGGGAAAAAGAGACUGAGUGAAGGAGAAGGAGACAGAUCCGCGUCAGUCUGUGAUGAACCGGAAUCUAGCGUCACGAGCGGCGGAUUCACGGUCACGGACUUCAUAGAGAGAGCUGAAGAUAAAGUCCCUAAGCGCUGGCGUUCAUAUUUGGCUCAGAUGAGUGUGAACACCAUGAAGACUCUGAGCAUCUGCAUCGGACGCCCGGUCCUGAUCUCCAGCAGCGCGGGACAGCAGCAGGUGUGUGUGGCGUGGCCAGCAUCUCAGUUUCCGGGCAGGCGUGUGGGUCUUCAGUCCAGCACUCAGUCCGCUCUGAGAGUGACGUCUGGGUCUCGGGUCACAGUGCAGCCCAUCACCGGAGCCCUUCUGCAGGCCGAGCACCUGCGGCUGACGCUCAGGCCUGAAGACAAAGUGCUGAACACAGAAGAGUUCAGGAGUUAUCUCCUGCGGACGCUGGACGCUCGUGUUCUGCUGCCGGGGGGCUCUGUGUGCGUCUCAUAUUUCGGGCGUCAGUGUGUUCUGGGUGUGGAUUCCUGGUUGAGUGGUCUGGAACAGCUGUCCAUCCAGCAGAGCACACCUGAGCGAUCACAUGACCCCUCACCUCUGACCCCUGACAGAUCACAUGACCCCUCACCUCUGAGCCCUGUCUCUACGCCCUGUAAACCGAGUGACCCGGUUCUCAGCCCGUCCGAGGCGUCGUUCACUGACGGGUGCGGACGCUCACCCGCGGACACCUUCUACACCGUCUGCAGCUCCACCACUCUGAGUGUGUGUGACCCCGACGAGCGGGACGAGGCCGAGGAGGGGGCCGAGGGGUCAAAGGUCACGUACAGUAUGAUCGGCGGCCUCAGCGGUCAGCUGCAGGUCAUCAAGGAGACCAUCGAGCUGCCGCUCAAACACCCCGAGCUCUUCAAAAACUAUGGAAUCCCGCCUCCUCGAGGGGUGCUGCUGUACGGGCCGCCCGGCACAGGGAAGACCAUGAUUGGACGAGCCAUAGCCAAUGAAGUGGGAGCUCACAUGAGCGUCAUCAACGGCCCCGAGAUCAUGAGCAAGUUUUAUGGAGAAACUGAAGGCAGAUUGAUGUGUAAAUGUGUUGACGGGGUGGAGGAAACGUUCAUGAAUGACCAGAAGUUGGACGCUCUGUGUCCCAGGAGAGAAGGAGCUCAGAAUGAAGUGGAGAAGCGGCUCGUGGCCACUCUGCUGACGCUCAUGGACGGGAUCGGAUCCGUGAGGUGUGUUCACAGCGGGCAGCUGCUGGUUCUGGGGGCCACCAAUCGUCCUCACGCUCUGGAUCCGGCGCUGCGGCGGCCCGGACGCUUCGAUAAGGAGCUGGAGAUCGGCGUUCCCGGCGCGGACGGGCGGAUGGAUAUCCUGCAGAAGCAGCUGCGCUCCAUGCCGUGUGACGUCUCCACCGCCGAGCUCCAGGAACUAGCCGACGCGGCGCACGGAUACGUGGGAGCAGACCUCGCCGCCGUCUGCAAGGAAGCUGGUCUUCACGCGCUGAGGAGGGUUUUAGGAUCCAAACCUGUUCUCUCUGAUGUCCAGGUGAUGGACAGUGUAAAGGUCAUGACCUCUGACCUGAGACUGGCCAUGACAGAGGUCAAACCCAGCGCGAUGAGAGAGGUGGCCAUCGACGUGCCAAAGGUUCGUUGGAGUGACAUCGGUGGGAUGGAGGAGGUGAAGCUGGCGCUGAAGCAGGCGGUCGAAUGGCCCCUGCGGCACCCCGAGGCCUUCAGCAGGUUGGGUAUAACGCCACCUAAAGGCGUCCUGCUGUACGGCCCGCCAGGAUGCUCCAAAACCAUGAUCGCUAAAGCACUAGCCAACGAGAGCCAGCUCAACUUCCUGUCCAUCAAGGGUCCAGAGUUACUGAGUAAAUACGUGGGUGAAUCAGAGCGAGCGCUUCGAGAGGUUUUCCGGAAGGCCAGGACAGUUGCUCCAUCUAUCGUUUUCUUUGACGAGAUCGAUGCUUUAGCAGCAGCACGCGGAAGUUCUGGUCAGGCGGGAGGCGUCGCUGAUCGAGUGUUAGCUCAGCUGCUGACAGAGAUGGAUGGAAUCGAACAGCUCAAAGACGUCACGGUUCUUGCUGCAACCAACCGACCGGAUAUGAUUGACAAGGCUCUGAUGCGUCCGGGGCGUCUGGAUCGCAUCAUAUACGUCCCGCUGCCGGACGCAGACACUCGCCGAGAGAUCUUCACGCUGCAGCUCCGGAACAUGCCCAUCCAUCCCAGCGUGCACCUGGAGGACCUGGUGACCCGGACUGAGCGCUACUCGGGGGCAGAGAUCACAGCUGUGUGCAGAGAAGCGGCUCUGCAGGCGCUGCAGGAGGACAUCACAGCUCAACACGUGAGCGCCGGACACUUCGACUGCGCUCUGAACACCGUCAGACCCCGAAUCCCACAGACGCUCCUGCAGACAUACACCAGCUACCAGCAGAAAACACGGAGGAGCACGCGUCUGACCACCACAACCUGCAGCCCUCACUGGAGAACCUCAUGA
Molecule: messenger RNA, 2627 nt
Organism: Cyprinus carpio (common carp)
Lineage: Eukaryota; Metazoa; Chordata; Actinopteri; Cypriniformes; Cyprinidae
Gene: afg2a
Product: spermatogenesis associated 5
Exons: 18
Coding region: 108-2627 (839 amino acids)
Cellular component (GO): cytoplasm
Molecular function (GO): ATP binding; ATP hydrolysis activity
Source: RefSeq, a predicted model, not a curated record